This is a messenger RNA of Mya arenaria, 3706 nucleotides long. RefSeq lists its product as uncharacterized. The transcript has 5 exons. The coding region runs from base 28 to 1524 and encodes 498 amino acids. The record is from RefSeq and is a predicted model, not a curated record. NCBI's taxonomy places the organism in Eukaryota, Metazoa, Mollusca, Bivalvia, Myida, Myidae.
CCAUUCAUAUGCACUUCACCACAUGAAAUGGCCAGCUACAAAACGCUGUUUCAAGAAAAGAAAAACCAAAACUGGCUUAAAGCGUCAGUUGCUGUGGACAUAACCAGAAAGGGGCUUAUACCUUUUGUUACAACAGUGGUGACAAUUCUUCACCAAGCUAUUCGUGCAAACGUUGAACGUACCAACUGUUUACCUCCUGGGGCAACAUGCAACUCAUGUACCACACCAAAUGUCCUGCCGUGUAGAACAAGAGGUUUUUGUGGGGGGGUUAGAUCUCUUCCAUGCAAGUUUCAUCAACAUGCAAAUUUUAGAAAUUGCCCUGCUAGGAUUUGUAAUGACUUUAAGUUGGGUAUCGAAGGCCAUCACAGAUUUAAUGGUCCGUCUUGGAAAAACACCAAUGCAAAUGAUUGGUGUUUCAAUCCGUGGGAAGUUGCAAAGAGCUUUCUUCCACCAGAUGGUUACUUGAAUGUCCAGACAGCGGAUGAUACAGAUAUCAAUGGCAUCAUUAGCCUUAUCAUUAAUUGCACAGUCUUUGACAAUUACUUCACAUGUGAUCUCUCUCUACUGCACAAUAUCUGCACGAAGGUGCGAGAUAUAGGGAGGAAACUUCGUCAUUCACCACAGUUAAUGAUGUCUGAUGCUGAAUUAUCAGAGUGUAUAGAUGCACUCAAGAUGCUUCUAAAGGACAACAAGUAUUUAGCGUCAGAACCGGCAGCAAUGGAUGCCCUCACUAAACUGACACUGUUGGAAAAUGACAAGUUGCGUGUAUCCACAGAUGAUCUAGCAAAUGUUCUGAGCCAUGCUAUAUCAACAAUUAGUGAAAUACUCAAGACGGAAAAAAACAUCUUACAGCAGCAUAUUCAAACAUUAGCCGAUGAAGCAGUUCAGAGCAUUGCACAAGCUAGAAAAGAGGACAACCUUGAACUUUACAGUUUAAAAUCAACAGCCUUAAAACAUGAUCUGCAAAAACAUUAUUUGGAAAGGUGUACUUCUCUCGACCUUGGACCGAUGUUUGACUUGAAUACUCCAAAUUUAGUUGAAGUGUACAUGCCCCCUAAACUGAGCAAAUCUACAGUAUUCAAAGAUUCUUCUGACUCGAGUAUUGGUGUUAAUAGAAAUAUAGUCCUAACCGAGAUCAAAGAGUUAGAUGAAGUUUUUCGAAAUACAGGAGAGCAGGCAAAACACAUUUACAUCACUGCUAAAGCUGGGGUGGGAAAAUCAUCAUUCUGCAAAUUCAUUGUGCGCCUAUGGUGCGCUUUUCAAAUGAAUAAUAGAGAAGAAAUAGAAAGCCUGAAAUCAAGAGGAAGGGGAACAUAUAUGAAUUCUUGCGAGGAACUGAAAAACGUGCAAUAUGUUUUCUAUGCGCGUCUUAUUGAUUGGAGAUCAAGACUGUGUGAAAUGGACGAUAUUGUGUUUUAUCAGGUUAUAAGACGAUUAUCGAAGUGUGAGGAUUAUGAUAUGAAGUUUCUUCGAGAAGUUCUUGAUAAGGAGCGAUGUUUGAUCAUAUUUGACGGCCUGGAUUAAUGGAGCCACCCGGAUGUGAAGACUACUCUCUGCUUUGAGGAAGAUACAGAGUCACCACAUGAAAAAAGUAGGGAGAAUUAAACCGUUAUGAUAACAUCGAGACAUUGGAAGCUCGGGUUGCAGAAAUUGCAUUCUAAAAGAACAAAUGUCUGUGUUGAAAUAGAACAUAUGGAUGAUAAAAACAUACGUUUACUUAUCAAACAAGCCUUUACUCUGCUAGUCGGCGAUUCCGAGCCUUCAAACGAUAUAGAAGAGUUAUUUCGAUUUAUUGACCAAAAGGGUCUACAUCAUUUAUUUGGCAGUCCCUGUGUUGCUUUACAUUUGCUCUCUUUAUGGUACGAAGGUCACUCUCUUGGAGAGAACAAAUGCAAUGUGUAUUGCAAUGUGCUAGAAAUGAUGUUUGCUAACGUCUUACAAAGAAAUCCCCAUGUACAUGGGUAUUUUGCUGAAGAUCAUCAACAGCCUGAUAUAAUUAAAUGCUUACAAACUCGACAUCAUUGUGUAAGAUUCAAAGAGUACAUACGAAACAUCGGCAAAAUGGCGUUUGAAUCGCUUUUUAAUGUUAAAACAUUGGAGGCCCAAAUUGAAGGAAAUCUGUCGCAAAGCUCUCGCGAAACAGAGGAACUUGGACUGCUUACAGGCCUGCUUACGAAAACACAGCUACACUCUUCUACUGUAAAUUCACGACAUGAGUACAGUUUCUUCCACAAAACGUACCAAGAAAUGUUAUCUUGUCUCUACAUUGCAUCAAUGCCUUAUGACAGCGAAGAGCAUGAAUGCUUAGUCAAGACAAUAAAGUCUUCAGACCAAACAUUGUCGUUCGACAUGAUACUGUUUCUGUGUGGUAUGCAUGGAACAUGUGCACAAGAUAUGUUUGAAAUAUAUUGUGAUUUGCAAACAACAAUGCUUUGUCGAAGACGAGAAAUUGAACCUUCAGCUGUAAAUCUGUUUCAUGAAAACUGUUUGAGUAUCAUGAAAGAAAUGGAAGCAAACCAUACCGCAGGUGAACACGCAGUGAACAUUCGCAAUUUACAAUUGAUUAGUGAAAACAACUAUAGUAGUAUUAUGAUAAAUGCAGAUUCUGGUGUAAUAUUGUUAUCAUCUCUCAUUCUAGAUGAUAUCGAUGUUGUAAGCAAUGUUCAGGACAAAAAGGAAAAAUGUAACACCAAAACAAAAGUGUUGUGUUUCAUUUUUAUUGAAAAUAAGUGUGAAUGUUAUACCGUUACUAAAUAAACCCCAAUAAAAUACAAAGUCGUGCAUAAACGUGCACACAGUUGGCCUUAAAGUGCAUCUAUUGAAAGAGAGCUAGAUCUUACUGGUUGAAGAACUUUGUCAUGUGUUGAGUGAUUACAGUCAUAUGAAGAAGCUUCAAACCAUGCCUGUUAAAUUCAAAUUUACCGGAAGAGCUUUUCUUCUUAAAGUUAAACUUUAUGGCAAUAAAAAAAAAUUGAGACAAUGAAACUGUGUUUCCAUGGAUGUUUUUUUUUCUAAUCCAGAGGCCAAGAAGAGUGCACUGAAAUCUCAUAUGUAUUCAGAAAAUGUAGAAGUGUUUGGAACGGGUUGUUUAACGGCAAUACAAAUGUGUGUCUUAGACAAACGCUUUCAUCGUUCGAGAACAUUCAAGUGAUCUUAUUAUUACCCACUUAUGGAUCUACACAUACCAAUGCGUGUCAGAAAAUUGAUUGUCAUUCAUCAGUACUAUGAUAUCAGCAGAAUGUUUGACUUAAACAUAUUUUAUUAGCAGAAUGGUUGAUGAACUUGGUAAAUAACAUUAAGGAUGUUGUUAUGUUUCCCAUACUGACGAGAUUAUGAUAAAAACCAGUUUGGGAAAUAAAACAAUGAAAUCAGUGUACUUUAAAUGAUGUGUCGAUUUUGGAUAAGGACGAGAUGGAGAAGUAUACAGUUGUUGGGAAAACAAACGUGUCAAAACUAGAUUUCAAAAUAACGAGUGACAGACAAAAUGAAUGACAUUGAAUGAUAACGAUGUGUCUACACAAAGACUCAAUAGCUCUACUACGCCAAUGUACACACAAACACAUAUAUAUCUGUGAUAACUUGUUAGGGUUUAGUUUAUUCAAACGUUCCCUACAUGAGUUUAAUUACCGGAGGCGUGAUAUUUAAAUGUAUCUACAAUUAUUUGUAAUAAAAUUAUAAAUUAUUUUGCAAUAAACAAAUUUACUUA